Molecule: messenger RNA, 2142 nt
Organism: Alnus glutinosa
Lineage: Eukaryota; Viridiplantae; Streptophyta; Magnoliopsida; Fagales; Betulaceae
Product: protein FAR-RED IMPAIRED RESPONSE 1-like
Exons: 4
Coding region: 1-2142 (713 amino acids)
Biological process (GO): regulation of DNA-templated transcription
Molecular function (GO): zinc ion binding
Source: RefSeq, a predicted model, not a curated record
AUGACUUUUAGUUCAGAUGAAGAGUUGAGUGAUAAGGAAGAAAAUGUGGUCUUACCUGUGGUGUUAAAGGAUGAUGAGAAAAUUGAAGAGCCGAAGUCAUCAAUGACUUUUAGUUCAAUGGAAGAAGUUUGCUCUUAUUAUAGGAGGUAUGCUAAGCAAGCUGGGUUUGGUGUAGCUCAUAGAACCUCGAGAAAAACGAAGGGUAUAAAAAGUUACAUAAUGCUUAUAUGUACUCGUGGAGGUGACGAGCGAGCUACAAAAGAUGUUGCGAAGCCAAUUCCAACAACUAAUAGAACAGGGUGUGGUGCUAGGAUUUGUGCGAAAUUAUGUGGUGAUGGAACGUGGUUUUUGAGUAAAGUUGAGCUGACGCAUAAUCAUUCGUUAAGCCCGGGUAAAGCGAGAUUUUUUAGAAGCAAUAGAAAAAUUAAUGAUGCUGCAAAAAGAAGACUUGAGCUAAAUGAUAGAGCAGGAAUACGUCUGAGUAAGAAUUUCAAUUCUUUAGUCGUUGAAAGUAGGGGGUUACGAAAUGUUUUUUGGGCAGAUGCACGGAGUAGGGCAGCAUAUGAUUUCUUUGGAGAUGUUAUUACGUUUGACACAACGUAUUUGACCAAUAGCUAUGACAUGCCCUUUGCUCCUUUUGUAGGAGUGAAUCAUCAUGGUCAAUCUAUACUUUUGGGGGCAGGACUAAUUUCAAGUGAGGAUAUAGACACAUUUGUGUGGUUGUUUAAAUGUUGGUUGGAGUGCAUGAAUGGCCAAGCCCCUAAAGCAAUUAUAACAGACCAGGAUAGAGCUAUGAAAAAUGCAAUUGCUAUUGUUUUCCCUGGAAGUCGACAUAGAUAUUGUCUGUGGCACAUUAUGAAAAAGUUCCCUGAAAAAUUUGGAUCACAUGCUAAUUUUGAUGGCAUUAAGAGUGCCAUAAAUAAAUGUUUGUAUGACUCUCAAACGUGUGAAGAAUAUGAGGAAAACUGGAAAGAUCUACUGGAGAAGUAUAACCUUCAUGAUAAUGCAUGGUUGAACGAGUUAUAUAGGGAUAAGACAUUUUGGGUGCCGGCAUACAUGAAAGAUACGUUUUGGGCGGGAAUGAACACUACACAGCGAAGUGAAAGUAUGAACGCAUUUUUUGAUGGGUACGUGCACUCACGAACCACAUUGAAAGAAUUUGUUGAUGAAUAUGAUAAUGCUUUAAGGAGAAUGGUCGAGAGUGAGACAUGUGCUGAUUUUGAUUCUUUCAAUCGCACAAUCUCAUGUAUAAGCGCCUUGCAGAUAGAGAAACAGUUUCAAGUUGUCUACACAAAUGCGAAGUUCAAAGAAGUACAUGAUCAGUUUGUGAAAAUGAUGUCCUGUAAUAACUCUCAUCUCAAAAGUGAAGGUGCAAUUUCCACGUUUGAAGUUAUUGAAUAUGUUGCCGUUGGAGACCACUUAAUAGAAAAAACAUUUCUUGUUUACUUCAAUGAAGAUGAAUUGGAAGUGAAGUGCACAUGUGCAUUGUUUGAAGUAAGAUGCAUCUUAUGUAGGCAUUCACUUUCCGUGUUACGGACAAAGAAAGUGACAACUUUGCCACAAAGAUAUGUUCUUGAUAGAUGGAGGAAGGAUAUUAAGCGAGAGUACUCGAAGGUUAAGAGUAGUUAUGAUGCCAUUGGUGAUAAUCCACAUGCCCAAAUAUAUGACAAGGUGAGAAACAAUUUUGAGGAAUUACUAUCGCUCGCAUCAGAAAACACUGAGGAACGUUGCAUGGAACUAAUGAAAAGAAUUGAUCAAAUGAAGGAGUUGUGGCGUUGCGAAAAUCAAGCUUCUGGCAUUCCAGCUACUGUUGCAUCUUCUAGUUGUCAAAAGGUGCUUAGUCCUCAUAAGGUUACUUGUAAAGGGAGGCCAAGAACAAAGAGAAAGGUGUCUGUUAUAGAAACAGUGGUAAAGAAAUCUAAUGUAUCAAGCAAGCCACCAAGAGACAACAAUGCUAGAACGAAGAGACGGAAAAUUCAAGCCUCGAAAUCAACGAAAAAUCAAGGCAACACUAGUCAAUCUCCGUUGCCUUCUGUACCUUUUGCAACUCACGAUCAUAGUACUCAGGAUUCCGUCGCUUCGUCAUCAACAGUUGCUCACACCUUCAGUGGUCACCAUCAUUCUAUUCUUUUUCAGGUAUAA